Molecule: messenger RNA, 957 nt
Organism: Cygnus olor (mute swan)
Lineage: Eukaryota; Metazoa; Chordata; Aves; Anseriformes; Anatidae
Product: cytochrome c oxidase assembly protein COX11, mitochondrial
Exons: 4
Coding region: 41-811 (256 amino acids)
Cellular component (GO): mitochondrial inner membrane
Molecular function (GO): copper ion binding
Source: RefSeq, a predicted model, not a curated record
AGGCCCCGCCGCCAUCUCGCGAUAGGGGCCCGGCAGCGGGAUGGGGCCGGGCGGCGGUGGCCGCCUGCGGCUGGCACUGGGGCCGCGCUGCCUCUGGGCGAUGGCGGUCAGGUGGGCACCGCCAAGGCUGGCGGCCGGGGCUCGGUACGGGCUGUGGGCGGCCACACAGCGGGGCGCGGCCCCUUGGGGAGCCCGCGGGCUGCGGGGCUCCAACCCCUUCACCCGCGGGCAGGAGGAGGAAUGGCGGCGGCGGAACCGGACGGCGCUCACCUACAUCGCCGCCGCCGCCGUGGGCAUGGUGGGGAUGUCGUACGCGGCCGUGCCGCUCUACCGCCUCUACUGCCAGGCGACCGGGCUGGGGGGAACGACGGGCGCGGGGCGCGGCGCGGCGAGGAUCGAGGAGAUGGAGGCGGUGAAGGAGCGGGUCGUCAAGGUCACGUUCAACGCCGACGUGCACUCCAGCCUCCAGUGGAACUUCAGGCCGCAGCAGAGCGAAAUCUACGUGGUACCAGGAGAGACUGCACUGGCCUUUUAUAAAGCAAAAAAUCCUACUGACAAACCAAUAGUUGGAAUCUCUACUUAUAAUGUAGUGCCCUUUGAAGCAGGACAGUACUUCAAUAAAAUACAAUGUUUUUGUUUUGAAGAACAGCGCUUGAAUCCUCAAGAGGAAGUAGACAUGCCUGUCUUUUUCUACAUUGAUCCAGAAUUUGCAGAGGACCCUAAAAUGGCUAAAGUUGAUUUGAUCACCCUCUCCUACACAUUUUUUGAAGCAAAAGAAGGACAGCACUUAGCACUUCCUGGAUAUCAGUAAUGGGCAAUCUCUACACAAUUUGACUUCUACUACCUGACUACCAGUUUUGAAACUUAUUUUUCUAUGAAAGGAAAAACUGCUGGAGUACAGUGCAAUAUGAAAUGAUAUUAUUAAACUACUGUGGACAUCUGCUGGUGUUAUGAAAA